CAGAGCUCAGCAGAGAGCAAGCUGAUCAGCUACUCUUCCCAACCUCACCCUGGCCACGGCAGGUUCCGGAAUGGAGCUGCGGCCUUACCAGUGGGAAGUGAUCUUGCCCGCUCUAGAGGGCAAGAAUAUCAUUAUAUGGCUGCCCACGGGCGCCGGGAAGACCCGGGCAGCUGCCUUUGUGGCCAAGAGGCAUCUAGAGACAGUAGACGGAGGCAAAGUGGUGGUAUUGGUCAACAGGGUGCACCUGGUGAACCAGCACGCUGAGGAGUUCAGGCGCAUGUUGGAUAAACGCUGGACCAUGACAACCCUGAGUGGGGACAUGGGACCACGAGCUGGCUUUGGCCUAAUGGCCCGGAGCCAUGACCUGCUCAUCUGUACAGCAGAGCUGUUGCAGCUGGCCCUGGUCAGCCCGGAAGAGGAGGAACACGUGGAGCUCACAGAGUUCUCGUUGAUUGUGGUGGACGAGUGUCACCACACCCACAAGGACACGGUCUACAACAACAUCCUGAGCCAGUACCUAGAGCAAAAGCUGCAGAAAGCAAAGCACCUUCCACAGGUGCUGGGUCUCACGGCCUCCCCAGGCACUGGCAGGGCCACCAAGCUCCAAGGGGCCAUUGACCACAUCCUACAGCUCUGUGCCAACUUGGAUGCGUGGCGCAUCAUGUCCCCGGAGAAUUACCACUCCCAGCUGCUGGAGCACAACCCGAAGCCCUGCAAGCAGUAUGACCUCUGCCAAAGGCGCAGAGAGGACCCUUUUGGAGACUUGCUUAAAAAGCUUAUGAACCAAAUCCAUCAGCAACUAGAAAUGCCUGAGCUGACCCAGCAAUUCGGAACCCAGACAUAUGAGCAGCAGGUGGUGGAGUUGAGCAAGGCUGCGGCGGAGGCUGGACUUCUACAACGGCGGGUGUAUGCGCUGCAUCUGAGACGCUACAAUGAUGCGCUGUUGAUCCACGACACUGUCCGCGCACAGGACGCUCUUGACAUGUUGCAAGAUUUCUACCACAGAGAGCGCACCACAAAAACCCAGAUGCUGCAUGCUGAGCGCUGGCUCCUGGAGAUGUUCGACGACCAUAAGAAUGCACUGGCCCAAUUAGCGGCUCAUGGUCCUGAGAACCCAAAGUUGGAGAUGCUUGAAGGGAUCCUGCUGAAGCAGUUUGGGAGUUCCAACCACCCUCGGGGCAUCAUCUUCACCCGAACCCGCCAGAGUGCAUACUCUCUCCUGCUCUGGCUUUGGCAGCAGCCUGGCCUACAGAAUGUGAACAUCAAGGCCCAGAUGCUGAUUGGAGCAGGGAAUACCAGCCAGAGCACACAUAUGACCCAGAAAGACCAGCAAGAGGUGAUCCAGGAGUUCAGGGAUGGUAUCCUGAACCUUCUGGUGGCCACAAGUGUGGCAGAGGAGGGGCUGGACAUCGCCCAGUGCAGUGUGGUGGUACGCUAUGGGCUCCUGACCAAUGAAAUCUCCAUGGUCCAGGCCCGGGGCCGUGCUCGAGCUGAUCAGAGUGUGUACUCCUUUGUGGCAACAGAGGGCAGCCGGGAGCUGCGGAGGGAGCUGACCAAUGAGGCUCUAGAGCUGCUGAUGGAACAGGCAGUGACUACAGUACAGAAGAUGGACCCCAAAGAGUUCAAGGCCAAGAUCCAGGACCUGCAGCUGGCAGCUCUAGCUAAGCGUGCAGCACGUGCAGCCCAUCGGGAGAGUCAGCAGAAGCAGUUCCUAGCAGAGCAGGUGCAACUCCUCUGCAUCAACUGUAUGAUCGCUAUGGGCUACGGGAGUGACCUGCGGAAGGUGGAGGGCACCCACUACGUCAAUGUGAACCCCAACUUCUCGGUCUACUAUACUAUCUCCCAGAAGCCUGUGGUCAUUAACAAGGUCUUCAAAGACUGGAGACCUGGGGGAACCAUUAGCUGCAGUAACUGUGGAGAGGUCUGGGGCUUGCAGAUGAUCUACAAAUCAGUGACCUUACCGGUGCUCAAAAUCCGAAGCAUGCUCCUGGAGACCCCUCACGGGAGGAUUCAGUCCAAAAAGUGGUCCCGGGUGCCCUUUUCAGUCCCUGACUUUGACAUCCUGCAGGACUGUGCCCAGAGUCUGUCUGACCUCUCUCUAGACUGACCCCUUGUGUCUGUAGUACCUAGCUCAGGCUGCAGGGGGCAGGAUAGUCCAGGAAGCCAUUCUUCUCCCCCUGGGUAAUACUCUAGUUGUGGGUAGCAGGGUACCCAUUAUUCUGCCCCAGAUACUCUUGUAUACAUUGGAUGGAGCUGGAAAACCAAUGCAGGAGAAUUGACAAGCCAUGCUGUACUAGGAGUCACAGCAUCCCUCCCUAGGCAACUUUUGGGUUUUUUGUUUUUCUUUUUGAAGCCCUUCAAAAUUAAAAAUGUUAAAAUGGGAUAGAAAA
This is a messenger RNA of Phodopus roborovskii (desert hamster), 2390 nucleotides long. It is a transcript of the gene Dhx58, whose product is annotated as DExH-box helicase 58. The record is from RefSeq and is a predicted model, not a curated record. Gene Ontology annotation, biological process: response to virus; positive regulation of interferon-beta production; innate immune response. Gene Ontology annotation, molecular function: ATP binding; zinc ion binding; double-stranded RNA binding. Gene Ontology annotation, cellular component: cytoplasm. The transcript has 13 exons. The coding region runs from base 71 to 2107 and encodes 678 amino acids. Lineage: Eukaryota; Metazoa; Chordata; Mammalia; Rodentia; Cricetidae.